Molecule: messenger RNA, 867 nt
Organism: Thelazia callipaeda (thelaziosis nematode)
Lineage: Eukaryota; Metazoa; Nematoda; Chromadorea; Rhabditida; Thelaziidae
Source: the annotation of a GenBank genome assembly
AUGCAUUUUGAGCAAAGAACGAUUGUUGAAAGAUUGAGGUCAGAACAUUCGGAAUCGCUUUUAAACGAAACUGCUCAAAGUCAGUCUAAGGUUGCCACUUUACGGAAAUGCAUCCUUGCUGCUUCGCCACAGCUGCUCAUGCAUUUUGCAAAUAUUUUACUUGAUGUUGCUAAAGGACAAGCGCCAGUAUGUGAAUUGGAUUCUGUUCUCGUACUUCUUCAAUAUCCCGUCGAAGAGCGAAUUUCUGGUCAGGCUAUUGGGCAUCGAAGUGAUGCAAGUAAUGGAGACUGUAAAACAUCAACCCAAUCUAAAGCAUCAGAAGCUACAAUGGUCCAUGCCCAUUUAACUAGUCGUUCGGAUUGCGAUUUGAAUCGUGAAUUGACAACAGAAAAAGCUUUGAAAUUUGAGUUAGCUAAGCAACAACUUUCCACUGGGGAAGCAAAGUUAAGAAAGCAGCAAACUUUGGAAAAAAUACGAACCAGAACGCGAGUAAUUAAUGAUGACCAAAAACAGUUUCCGAAGACUAAUAGUACCAAAGAUUUGGAAAAUAGUAUCUGCAUGCUCAUUGAUGGCAUCCUGCCAUGGGUUGGGCAACAAAGUGAACUGAUUGCAGACGAUCAAUUGAUGAAACAACUGCGUGAGAGAUUACUGCAACAAGCCUCAGUGAUCUGCUUUCCUAAAAAUGCCGCAUAUUCAGAUUUGUUCUGUAAGCAAUUAAGCACAAUUUUUGACAGCACACUGUCUCAGUAUGUAGGCAGCAAAUUAGCUGAAGUCAGUGAAGUACUUAUUUUUGAUGUUUCGGAAGUUUUGUACAAUGAAUUAGCAUGUUUCCAGCUGAUCAAUAGUACCAAUAGUUCAGCAAUUUAG